AUGUCGAAUUUAUCAAAGCUUGAGUUCGUGGCACUUGACAUUUCUGAAAAUAAUUACUUAUCAUGGGUACUCGAUGCUAAAGUUCACCUUGACGCUAAAGGUCUUGGUGCCACUAUUACUAAUGGUAAUACAACGUUGAGUCAAGACAAAGUAAAGGCAAUGAUUUUCCUUCGUCAUCAUUUGGAUGAAGGAUUGAAGGUUGAAUACCUUACGGUGAAAGAUCCACUUGAAUUGUGGACUGGUUUGAAGGAAAGGUCUGACCACCUUAAGGCAACGGUAUUGCCAAGGGCUCGUUAUGAAUGGAUUCACUUACGGUUACAAGAUUUUAAAACUAUAUGUGAAUAUAAUUCUGUUGUAUACAAAAUUACUUCCCAAAUGAAAUUAUGUGAGGAAGAUGUAAAAGAUGAGGACAUGUUGGAAAAGACUCUCCCAACUUUUCACACCUCAAAUUUGGUAUUACACCAUCGAUACCGUGAAAGGGGAUUCAAAAAAUAUUCUGAGUUGAUCUCAUGCCUUCUUGUGGCUGAGCAACAUAAUACUCCUUUAUUGAAAACCCAUGAGGCCUGUCCCACGGGAACUGCUCUGUUAUCGAAAGCAAAUGAGGUUGAAGCACAUGGCCAGUCUAAAGAAGAUGAAAUAAAAAUCAGGGCCAAAAUAAUGUGUGGAUGUGGCAAUGGCAGAGGACGAUAUAAUAAUCGUUGUCGUGGUGGUCACCACAAAAGGGAGAACAAUAUGGGUUCUCAAAGCAAUCCUUUAAGAGGCAAUUGUCGUCGUUGUGGCAUGAAAGAGCAUUGGAAGAAUGAAUGCAGAGCAGCUGAACAAUUUGUUAGACUUUAUCAAGAUUCUUUGAAAAGAAAAGGAAAUAAAAAUGGUGCAUCUUCUUCUAAUGCUCGGGUGGAGUCACACUUGACUUAUAAAAAAUGA
Molecule: messenger RNA, 924 nt
Organism: Solanum tuberosum (potato)
Lineage: Eukaryota; Viridiplantae; Streptophyta; Magnoliopsida; Solanales; Solanaceae
Exons: 1
Coding region: 1-924 (307 amino acids)
Source: RefSeq, a predicted model, not a curated record